CCUGACACAGAACAGGAAAUAAGAGUUGGCUAGCAGAGACGAGAAGCAGUUUGAGCUCCAGCUCUUCAGAUACAAAACUGUUCUGAAGAUUGUUUGCGGGACAUUUUUGGAAACAAAAUCAGCUCCAAGAUGUCCACGCUCCAUCCUGAGUGACGCGUAGGAGCACCAGAGCAUGGAGCUGGUGUCAGUGCAGCACGACUUCGAGUACACAGCGAAGGACGGUCGCCUUGUGUCCAUCAAGCCUAACGAAAGUUACAUCCUGGUCUCCAGAACUAAUGAGCACUGGUGGCACGUACGCAAAGACCUGCACACCCGACCCUUUUAUGUCCCUGCCCAGUAUGUGAAGGAGCUCCCAACAAUUACUGAACACUCUUCUGAUAAGAUGGAUUCACCUGUGACCAAGCCACUGGAAAUGGACGAUAUAAGACGACGUAAAGGGACCACAGUGAUUCGUGUUUGUGAUCUGGAUGCUCCAAGAGAGACAUACCGCUUCUCCACGUUUGGAUUAUGUGCAAAAAUACAAGAUGUGAAGCCCUGUGAGACUCUGGAAGGACCAAUCAGCAGCAGUUUUGCACACAGAGAGGAUGGCAUUAAGACUCAGGAUUCAACAGAAGGCUUAUCUUCUACCCCUGCACCCCUGAAUACUGACAUCCUGGAACUGUAUGCAAAACAUCAUCAUGUGCCAAAGGUCAAAACUGUACCCAAAGAGCCACUGCUGGAGGGUGAAGUCAUACAGCAACAGACUUUUUUGCAAGAUGAGGAUAUGGACCUCCCUUCACCCCCUAAGUCGCCCCUGUAUGACACCAUACCCAAGCUAAACAUCCCAGAAUUUGACACUUUUUCUGAGCUGCCUGGCCCCAUUGACUCAGAUGACACAUUCAUGUUUGAGGAGCAACAUUUUAAUCUCACUGAAGAAGCAACCUCCUGUCCAAAUGAAGCUCCCACUGAGCAGGUUGAGAAUGAAAGUCUCCGGUCAGCGGUGUACGUGAAUGUAUCACAGCUUCGCAAAAGCAUCUCCGAGUCUCCUCCCUCGGCUCCCUCGUCCUACUCUCCUUCCUACCUUGACCCAGAGGGAUGGGAGGUGCACGUUGACCAAGAAAGUGGACAGGAGUACUUCUACCACCCCGCCACGGGGCGCACCACCUGGGACAGCCCCUUCCUAGACUCCCCCACAGACCCUGAGCCUCCUUGUUCCCCCUCACCUCCUCAAUCUCCCGCCCUUUCUCCGUCCUCCCCACCUGCGUGGACCUCAGACUGGGAGCAGUUAGUGGAUGAGAGCAGCGGUCGGCCCUACUUCUACAACGCCAUGUCCAGGGAAACGUCCUGGGAGCCCCCCGAGCAGCUGAGCCCGUACCCCCCCGUGAUGGAGCCCAUGAGUGUGCACAGGUUCCAUGAGGACGGACCGCCUCCUCUCCCUGAUGAGGAUUACCCCCUAGAGAAUAACCCAGCUGCUGCUCAUCCAGAGAGCAGUGAGGACCUCCUAGCCAUGGGCCCCCCCACUCUCCCUAAAGAGUACACCCUCAGUCAUGCGGGCCGGACCAUCAUCCCCCGGGCCAACGUGGACCGCAGCACCCCGAACGGUUGGAACCUCAACGUGCAGCCCAACGGGACCUGGGUGUUCACCAGCGAACACUCCCCAGAGCAGUGGAUCAAGUCUGUGGAUGAACAAGGGCAGACCUACUACUAUCUGAGGGACGGCUCCAAGUCUGUGUGGAACCUGCCUGAGGUGCCUGUAGGUCAUUACAGAAUGGAGAACGGAGUUGAAGCAGACAAUCCGUCAGUCAUCAAAAACUGGAGACACACCAUGGGACCGGCUCAGAUGAGCGCAGCACACGAUGAUGGGAGGUUCAUGCCAACUCACAAGAGGAACACGUCCGACUACAGCAGCGACAGCUCCAGCACGGGGAACUCUCCGGAGACGCAGAAUGAUGUGCAGAACUUGGAGAAAGCCGGUAUCCUCAACAAAACAAAAGUGUGUGACAACGGCAAGAAAGUUAGGAAGAACUGGGCUCAGACAUGGACAGUUCUCCACGGAGGAGUGCUGACGUUCCACAAAGAUCCAAAGUCUGCAGCUAUAGGGACUUCGAUUAAAACCAAUCAGAUUGUUCCAGAGAUCACGGUGGACCUGCGAGGAGCUACCAUUGGCUGGGCCCCGAAGGAUAAAUCCAGCAAGAAGAAUGUUUUAGAGUUAAAAGGAAAGAACGGCGUAGAGUUCCUGGUACAGUACGACACAGAAAGCAUCAUCCAUGACUGGCACAAAGUCUUAGUGGACACCAUACGGCAACUGGAGUACCAGGACCAUCACUCAGAGGACGAGGACGGGGACUUAUACGAGAAGAUUGGCGGCACAGAGCGAGACGACAAGUUAGGAGGCGGCAUUGACAAACGAAGACCCUCCAAGCCGACCGUCACACACUCCUCCAGCGGUGCAGGAGACUCGGACCAGAAGAGGGUUCGGACCAAGUUGAUGAAGUUCCUCAUGAAGCGGCCCACGCUGCAGUCGGUGAAGGAGAAAGGCUACAUCCGAGACAAUGUGUUUGGAUGCCAUCUGGGCACACUGUGCGCACAAGAAAGGGCCACAGUUCCUAGUUUUGUGGAGAAAUGUAUCAAAGCAGUGGAAAAGAGAGGUUUAGACAUUGACGGACUCUACAGAGUGAGCGGGAACCUGGCUGUCAUUCAGAAACUACGCUUCAAGGCUGAUCAUGAGGAGCUGGACCUGGAGGACGGACAGUGGGAGGACGUUCACGUCAUCACCGGAGCGCUGAAGCUGUUUUUCCGAGAGCUUCCUGAGCCGCUUUUCCCCUUCAGCCACUUUAAUAAGUUCAUCGAAGCAAUCAGAAUUCCUGAUUACAACACAAAAGCGUCUUGCAUGUAUGAGCUGGUCAGGUCCCUUCCUCCUUCAAAUCAUGAUACCAUGAAACUCCUUUUUGGGCAUUUACGCAGGCUCAUUGAAUACGGGGAGGACAAUCGCAUGACUGUGCAGAAUGUGGCUAUUGUAUUUGGUCCGACUCUCCUCCGGCCAGAGAUGGAGCUGGGCAACAUCACCAUGCACAUGGUCUUCCAGAACCAGAUAGUGGAGUUCAUCCUGAACGAGUACGAGCUGAUGUUCUUCUCCAGCUAAAGCCGCUGCACGAGCCUCCAGUGAAGAGCUGUACAAUCGUCUGAAUGUGCUCAAGCUUUUUGAAGUUCUAGAUUUCCUUUUUUUGCAUGCACAUAAAAAGCUUCAGUGCAACAUCUAAAAUGAAACUUCUCUUGUAAAAAGUGCCCUUCAAGUUUUCUUUGCUCAGAAUAUUUAAGGUUUAACCACACAAAUUAGAAAAAAGGGAUCUUCAAAUGGUCUUAGCUGAGAAUAUUUGAAGCAUUUUAAACCACAGUGUCGGGAGGCUGACGCUGUUACAACUAUCUUCGGCAGUAUUGUAGGGUUGGAAAUCCAAUGAGGUUUCCUUUCUCAGAGCUUUUUAGCUUGUUGCUUAGGUUGAAAAAGGACUGUGUCAUAUUGCUCUCGCUCCACUCUAGCUGUCUUAAUCUCACAAGUCACUUUCCUGAGAUUUUAUUUGUUUGUUUUUUAUUACUGGCUUGUCUAAAUCGCACCUAGAACCUACCGAAGUCAAACCUGGGCGAAUGCAUUAAUGCUCUCUUAAAGAAAUGUUCAAUAAUUGCCUCCAUCUUUAUUUUUUAGAAAGUUUAAUGACAUUUAAAUCUUGUAUUCAAUUUGAAAUGACAGUUUAUCACCUAUGGCAAUAACUGAGAUUGUAUUCUAAUAUUGUAUCAUUUUUACCCAUGAAUUGUAUUGUAAUAUAGACCUGUAUAAAAAUAAAUAUUAAUAUCAACACCUUGCUGUGAAAUAGAUGGUAACAAAGAAUACUUGUGCAACUUAUAGAUUAUUUUCCAGUGAAUGAAAUCCCAUUUUCCGAUCAUGUUGUUCUUUAAGAAACUGUAUGAUAACACCAUAGAAAUGUAAACUAGUGAUACAUUCUUUUGACAGUAAAAAGAUUCUCACCAUGAAAAAGAAAAGUGGAUUCUAGAAGACAUUCCUGACCUGUAAAUAGAAAUAGAAGGCAUAUUUAUGCUGAAAGUUGUUGGAAAUGCACAAUUUAUUCCAUAAUAAAAAAUAACUUUGUAAAAAA
Molecule: messenger RNA, 4127 nt
Organism: Trematomus bernacchii (emerald rockcod)
Lineage: Eukaryota; Metazoa; Chordata; Actinopteri; Perciformes; Nototheniidae
Product: rho GTPase-activating protein 27-like
Exons: 18
Coding region: 173-3121 (982 amino acids)
Biological process (GO): signal transduction; regulation of GTPase activity
Cellular component (GO): cytoplasm
Molecular function (GO): protein binding
Source: RefSeq, a predicted model, not a curated record